AUGAACCACAUAACAGCCUACCACCCACAGGCCAACGGAUUAGUGGAGAGAUUUCACCGUCGCCUGAAGGAAUCACUGACAACCAGGUUUAACUGGCCAAACUGGAUCGACCAACUCCCAUGGGUAAUGCUGGGAAUCCGCACUGCCCCAAAAGAAAAUCUCUACACUUCCUCCGCGGAAAUGGCGUACGGUGCUCCCUUUACAGUGCCAGGAGAGUUCCUUCCGAAUACGAAUUCAGACCCGGAUGUCAAAAGGUACCUCGCUCAACUAAGACAGCGUGGCCAGUUGCGCCCUGUUCCCAUGUCGUCACACGGUACACCCAGAGAAUCCGUAUCAAAUGACCUCUGCACGGCUAACUUUGUGUUCGUUCGACGUGACACACGACGAAGACCCCUCCAGUCACCCUACGACGGUCCAUAUCAAGUUAUACACCCGGGAGAUAAAACAUUCCAACUCCUAAUUGGUGGACAAGACACAGUCUCCGUCGAUAGAUUGAAACCAGCCCAUCUUGAUAUUGAUAGCCCGUCCAGGUGGCCCAACCACCAAACAGGGCCGUCCUAG
Octopus sinensis (East Asian common octopus) is the source of this 561-nucleotide messenger RNA. RefSeq lists its product as uncharacterized. The record is from RefSeq and is a predicted model, not a curated record. NCBI's taxonomy places the organism in Eukaryota, Metazoa, Mollusca, Cephalopoda, Octopoda, Octopodidae. The transcript has a single exon. Bases 1 to 561 code for a protein of 186 amino acids. Gene Ontology annotation, molecular function: nucleic acid binding.